CGUGGUGGAUCUCGCGGUGACGCGGUUGUCAGGUCCCGCGAGAGGCACGAGAGCGCGCCAAUUGAGUGAAGGAGCGGUAGAUAUGGUGCUGCAGAACAGUGGGAAGCUGAGAGCGGACAGACAGCCGGUGGCCGACACCAGUUACUCUGAGGAUGGCUCCUCCCUUCCUGCACUCAAGCGCCUGGAGCGCAGUCAGUGGACAGAUGAGAUGGAUGCACGAUUUGGAUUUGACCGUCUCAAAGAUCCAGGCGAGAAGACUGGCUGGCUUAUCAACAUGCACCCAACAGAACUCCUGGAUGAAGAUAAACGAAUGAUCAGUGCUGUGGAUUAUUAUUUUAUUGAAGAAGAUGGGAGCAGAUUUAAGGUUGCUCUACCUUUUGAACCCUAUUUCUAUGUUGCCACAAAAAAGGGCUGUGAAAGAGAGGUUUCAUCAUUCUUGUCCAAAAAAUUUCAAGGCAAAAUAAGUAAAAUAUCAACCAUUCCAAAAGAGGACUUAGAUCUGCCUAACCACUUGGUUGGCUUGAAGAGACUCUAUGUUAAGCUCGCUUUUAAUACGGUUGAUGACCUGAUAAAAGUCCGAAAGGAGAUUUCCUCGGCUGUAAAGAAAAAUAAAGAACGGGAGAAAUCAAAUGAUGCCUAUACUGUUAUGUUAUCCAGUGCCUUGGCUGGGGGCAAUGUGACUGAAGAGGAAGGAACAUCAAAAAAAAUUUCUGAUCAAAUGGAAAACAUAAUUGACAUCCGAGAAUAUGAUGUCCCUUAUCAUGUUCGAGUAUCUAUUGAUUUGAAGAUUCAGGUGGCGCAUUGGUACAAUAUACGAAUUCGUGGCGGUGCCUAUCCUCCUGAGAUUAUACGUAGGGAUGACUUGGUUGAGCGACCAGAUCCUGUUGUUUUGGCAUUUGAUAUUGAGACUACAAAAUUGCCAUUAAAGUUUCCAGAUGCUGAGAAUGACCAGAUCAUGAUGAUUUCCUACAUGAUCGAUGGACAGGGCUAUUUGAUUACAAACAGGGAAAUUGUGUCUGAAGAUAUUGAGGAUUUUGAGUUUACACCAAAGCCAGAAUAUGAGGGCCCUUUUUGUGUUUUUAAUGAACCAGAUGAGGCAAGCUUAAUUCGUAGGUGGUUUGAACACCUUCAAGAAACAAAGCCUAACAUACUUGUGACAUAUAAUGGUGAUUCUUUUGAUUGGCCUUUUGUGGAGGCACGAGCUGCUGUGCAUGGUUUGAACAUGUACAAGGAGAUUGGCUUUCAGAAGGAUAGUCAGGGCGAGUUCAAAGCUAGUCAGAGCAUUCACAUGGACUGCUACAGGUGGGUGAAACGAGACAGCUACCUCCCUGUAGGUAGCCAGAACUUGAAAGCUGCAGCUAAAGCCAAACUGGGAUAUGACCCUGUGGAAUUAGAUCCUGAAGAUAUGUGUCGAAUGGCCACUGAAGAACCACAGACUUUAGCCACAUACUCAGUGUCUGAUGCUGUGGCUACCUAUUACAUGUACAUGAAGUAUGUGCACCCCUUCAUUUUUGCCUUGUGUACAAUCAUCCCUAUGGAACCUGAUGAGGUGCUCAGAAAAGGUUCUGGAACGCUUUGUGAGGCACUCCUCAUGGUGCAGGCUUUUCAUGCCAAUAUAAUCUUCCCAAACAAGCAGGAACAAGUCUUUAAUAAACUAACAAACGAUGGUCAUGUACUUGAUUCAGAGACUUACGUAGGAGGACAUGUGGAGGCUUUGGAAUCGGGAGUUUUUCGUAGUGACAUACCAUGCCGAUUUAAAAUGAACCCAGCAGCAUUUGAUUUCUUGCUGCAAAGAGUGGAGCAUACCAUGCGACAUGCCAUUGAGGAAGAGGAGAAACUUCCCAUGGACCAGGUUACUAAUUUCCAAGAAGUCUGUGAUGAGAUUAAAAAGAAACUGAACUGUUUGAAGGAAGUUCCUAACAGGAUUGAAUGUCCACUCAUUUACCACUUGGAUGUUGGGGCAAUGUACCCGAACAUCAUUCUGACCAAUCGCUUGCAGCCUUCUGCCAUUGUGGAUGAAGCUACCUGUGCAGCCUGUGAUUUCAACAAACCAGGUGCAUUCUGCCAACGCAAGAUGACCUGGACAUGGCGAGGAGAGUUUAUGCCAGCCUCUCGCAGUGAAUAUCAUCGUAUUCAACAGCAGCUUGAGUCUGAGAAGUUCCCACCUACUUUCCCAAAUGGACAACCACAAGCUUUCCAUGAAUUAUCCCGUGAAGAGCAAGCCAAGUAUGAAAAGAAACGAUUGGCAGAUUAUUGCCGCAAAGCUUACAAAAAAAUCCAUAUUACCAAAGUAGAGGAACGAGUAACUACGAUUUGCCAACGUGAAAAUUCUUUCUAUGUAGAUACAGUACGAGCUUUUCGUGAUCGACGGUAUGAAUUUAAAGGUUCACACAAGGUUUGGAAGAAAAAAUUGUCUGCUGCCAUUGAAUCUGGAGAUGCUACAGAAAUCAAGCGUUGUAAGAACAUGGAAAUUUUGUAUGAGUCUCUGCAGCUGGCUCACAAGUGUAUUCUAAACUCCUUCUAUGGCUAUGUCAUGCGUAAAGGGGCUCGUUGGUAUUCCAUGGAAAUGGCUGGGAUUGUCUGUCACACUGGAGCCAAUAUCAUCACACAGGCCAGAGAACUGAUUGAACAGAUUGGACGACCCUUAGAGCUGGAUACUGAUGGUAUUUGGUGUGUCAUUCCUAACUCUUUCCCAGAGAACUUUGUCAUCAAGUCAAACAAUCCUAAAAAACCCAAGGUUACAAUCUCUUACCCUGGUGCAAUGCUUAAUAUCCUAGUGAAGGAACGAUUCACGAAUGAGCAGUACCAGGAGUUGGUGGACCCUGCAUCAUUGACUUAUGUCACCCGCUUAGAAAACAGCAUAUUCUUUGAGGUUGAUGGUCCUUAUCUGGCUAUGAUUCUGCCAGCUUCCAAAGAGGAAGGAAAGAAGCUCAAAAAAAGAUAUGCAGUAUUUAAUGAGGAUGGCUCUCUGGCUGAACUAAAAGGCUUUGAAGUGAAGCGACGUGGGGAAUUGCAGCUCAUUAAAAUUUUUCAGUCUUCUGUCUUUGAGGCCUUUCUGAAAGGUACCACGCUGGAGGAAGUGUAUGCAUCUGUUGCUAAGGUAGCAGAUUACUGGUUGGACGUAUUAUACAGCAAGGCAGCUAAUAUGCCUGACUCCGAGCUAUUUGAAUUGAUCUCUGAGAAUAGAUCAAUGUCACGUAAAUUAGAGGAUUAUGGAGAACAGAAGUCUACCUCAAUAAGUACUGCCAAAAGGCUUGCUGAAUUUCUUGGGGAUCAAAUGGUGAAGGAUGCAGGGCUGAGUUGCCGUUUUGUCAUCUCCAAGAAACCCGAGGGUGCCCCAGUCACUGAAAGAGCAAUUCCACUGGCCAUUUUCCAGGCGGAACCAAGUGUUAAAAAGUACUAUCUGAAGAAGUGGUUGAAGAAUCCCUCAUUACAGGACCUGGAUAUUCGAUUAAUUCUGGACUGGGAUUAUUACAUUGAGCGACUUGGCAGUGCCAUCCAGAAGAUUAUCACUAUCCCAGCAGCCCUUCAGCAGGUAAAGAAUCCAGUCCCACGAGUCCGACACCCUGACUGGCUUCACAAGAAACUUUUGGAAAAGAAUGAUGUUUACAAACAAAAAAAAAUUAGUGAACUAUUCACUAACACUGGAGUCAGGCAGGUGACAUGUAACCAGCAUCUGGUGAAAGACCAACAAUCGCAAAUUAGUGAUUUAGAAGAUUUUGGUGUUCCCAAGCGCAGAGCACAGCCAGUUAUCCCGAUCAGUACAAAGCGAAGGCGUGGUAUGAAUGAUGAGAGCCAGGAACAAUCUCAAGACCUAGAAUUAACCCAAUCUUGGAGAGAGAUACUGGGUCCUCCACCACCAUUGGGAAAGACAAAGGAUGAACGGUUAGUGUGGCUGAGAUACCAGAAGAGGAAGUGGGAGCUUCAGUCAAAGCAAAGAAAGGCACGUAGAAAGAGAAGAAAGCUUGAUGAUGGUGCAGAUGCGCCAGGUAGACCUAUUCGAGAUGGUCCCACAACCAGUCUUAGCAGCUUUUUGCGUCGAACUGCCCGUACCAUCCUUGACAUGCCAUGGCAAAUUGUACAGAUUGCAGAAACAAGUCAGCCUGGCAUCUUCAAACUGUGGGCUGUUGUUGGACACGAUUUGCAUUGCAUUAAACUCAACGUUCCUCGAGUAUUCUAUGUCAAUCAGCGCAUCCCUAAAGCAGAUGAUAGCGCUGUUUACAAGAAAGUCAACCGCAUUCUUCCUCGUUCCAAUAUUGUUUACAACCUAUAUGAAUAUUCUGUACCAGAAGACAUGUAUCAGGAGCACAUCAAUGAAAUUAAUGCUGACCUCUCUGCUCCAGACAUUGAGGGAGUCUAUGAAACACAGAUUCCCCUGCUCUUUCGUGCCCUCAUCCAGCUUGGAUGCAUCUGCAUGGUGAAUAGGCAAUUAUCACCUCACCUUGGAGGACGAGAAGUGGACACCUUUGAGUUGGAACAACUGGAAAUGCGUUCAUUAGCACAAUUUAAUUAUCUGGAACCAGGUAGCAUUCGACAUAUUUACUUCUACCACAAUGCCCAAGGGAGUAAGGCUUUAUUUGGCUUGUUCAUCCCCUCUCAAAGGAAGGCUUCUGUAUUUGUUCUUGACACUGUGCGCAGUAAUCAAAUGCCGAAUUUGAAUAAUCUAUAUGCAUCUGAACGCACUGCUAUGCUGGAGAAAUUAGAUGAAGAACUGCUGCCACCUGAUAAGCACACAUUUGAAGUUCAGGCAGAAAAAGACCCAAAGUUAAUCUACAGAGCGAUUCAGCGUCUUUUGCUGAGCUAUAAGGAUGAGAAAAGAGGACCAACUCUCAUUGCAGUGCAAUCAAAGUGGCAGCUAAAGAGGCUGACAAAUGGGAUGUCAGUUUUGGAUGAGUUUCCAUUGGUGCCUGUUCAUGUAAAUGAUGAUAUUAGUUAUGGUGUACUGGAUUGGCAGCGCCAUGGUGUCCGCAGAAUGAUCAGACACUACCUCAACUUGGAUAGUAUUUUGUCCAAGGCUUUUGAGAUGGCCAGGUAUUAUCAUAUUCCUAUUGGAAAUCUUCCAGAUGACAUCUCAACCUUUGGAUCAGACCUCUUCUUUUCCAGACAUCUUAGACGACAUAACCAUCUGUUGUGGCUUUCUCCAACAUCACGACCUGAUCUGGGAGGAAAGGAAGCAGACGAUAAUCGCCUGGUUAUGGAAUUUGAUGAAAAGUCAACAGUUGAGAUCAAUAAUCCAGGGUGUUACUCCACAGUUUCUGUGGAGCUGGAUAUUCAGAGCUUGGCUGUGAAUACCAUCCUUCAGUCCCAUCACAUUAAUGAUAUGGAGGGGGCAUCCAGUAUUGGUAUCAGCUUCGAUGUAAUCCAGCAAGCUUCCCUCGAAGACAUGAUGGCUGGUAAUCAGGCAGCUAAUGCACUUGCCAGCUAUGAUGAGGCAGCUUUAUGCUCCAACACUUUCAGAAUUUUGAAAAGCAUGGUUGUUGGCUGGGUGAAGGAGAUCACUCAAUAUCAAAAUGUUUAUGCUGAUAACCAAGUGAUGCACUUUUAUCGUUGGCUGCGAUCACCUUCUUCACUGCUAUAUGAUCCUGCAUUACACCGUAUUCUCCAUAACAUGAUGAAGAAGCUGUUUCUUCAGCUGGUAGCAGAAUUUAAAAGGUUGGGUUCAUCUGUCAUCUAUGCUAACUUCAACCGGCUACUGCUAUGUACCAAGAAGCGCCGAAUUGAGGAUUCUAUGGGAUACGUGGAAUACAUCACAAAGAGCAUUCAUUCCCGUGAGAUUUUCCACUCCCUCUCCAUCUCGUUUUCUCGCUGCUGGGAAUUUCUGCUUUGGAUGGACCCAGCUAAUUACGCUGGCAUCAAGGGUAAACUUUCCUCCAGUAUUCUCAUUGGAGAGGUGGAGAGCAAUAAAGGAACAAAGGAAAAUGUUGAAGAUGACAGCAAUGAUGAUGAAGAGAUUCAUUCUGAAGAUGAGGAAACUGGCACUGAUGUUGAAGACCUUUUAGACAAUAACUGGAAUAUCAUGCAUUAUCUGCCACAAGCAUCAUCUUGUCAGAGCUACUUCCUCAUGAUUGUCUCAGCUUAUAUUGUAGCUGUGUACCACAGCAUGAAGGAAGAACUAAGACGCAGUGCUCCAGGGUGUACUCCUAUAAAACGCCGAGGCACAAGCCAAAUCUCACAAGAGCCCGCAGGCGACACAGGAGCUUCUGCAGGAAUGAUUACCUUCUCUCAGGAGUAUGUGUCUAAUGAGCUCACACACAACUUUUUCACCAUCACUCAAAAAAUUCUGAAGAAAGUGAGCAGCAAUAGACACUCCACUGAGCCCUCCGAAAUGUUCCCAGUUCUGCCAGGCUCCUAUCUUCCAUUCAACAACCCUGCACUGGAAUUCAUCAAAUCAGUCUGUAAGAUCUUAUCUCUGGAUUCGAAUAUAACCAACCAGGUUAAUAAGUUGAAACGUGAUCUUUUACGUCUAAUUGAUGUAGGGGAAUUCUCUGAGGAAGCUCAAUUUAAAGACCCCUGCCAGUCCUACAUACUAGCUGAGGUUAUCUGCAAGAAUUGCAACUUCUGCCAUGACCUGGACCUUUGCAAAGAUCCUUCCAUCUUGCAGGAUGGCGCUGUACUACCCAAGUGGUGCUGCACUAAUUGCCAGACUGAUUAUGACUCAGAUUCUAUAGAAAUAGAAUUGGUAGAAGCACUGAAGAAGAAAAUGAUGGCCUAUACCCUUCAGGAUCUGGUUUGUUCAAAAUGUAAAGGCAUCAAAGAAGCCAACAUGCCUGUUUAUUGUACUUGCGCCCGGGACUUUGAUUUGACCAUUUCCAUAAAGGGAUUUACGGAACAAAUCCAAGUAUUUAGAAAUAUUGCCAGACACUACAGUAUGCCAUUCUUGUUGGAGACUGUUGAUUGGAUGUUUAGGAUGAAUACACACCUAAGGCCAUGAAGACAAAAGAACUAACAAGAUGGACAAAUAUCAACGAAGUUAUGGACAUCACUCUUUCUAGGUGCACUUGGAGUUAACCAUUUCUACGCUUAAGUACUUGAUUAAAUCUGUUUCGCUAAUUCCAGCAGAUACUACAUAAUUUGAGCAUUCUUCUAGUGUGAUGGAUCAUAUGGUCUUUACAGCAGCAAGCUAGUUUUUGAGGGUACAGUGCAAGCAGAGCAAUUUCUGCCUAGUGACAAAAUUACAUUCUCUAAGGAACUGUUGAAUAAUAAAACAGAUUUCUUGAAAGAAUGAACAUCAACCAACCUAAGUGCAUCCUGACUAAUUCAAGUGUAGAUUCUGGUAAAUUAACGAAGUGUCUUUGUUAAAUAACAUCUACUUCAGGCCACUGCUUCCAAACUAUUACAUCCAGAAUCACCUGGUAGGUGAUUUCAAUGCCAUAAUAUAUAUUCCAAAUGAUUUACAUCUAAUAAGCUGUUACAAUUAAGCUCAAACAAUUUAGAAACUUACUUGAAUCUUGGAACUAUGUUCUGGCCUUAAAUUCUGUUCCUGGUAUGUUUUCAAAUCUGUGCAGUAUGUGAUACUUAAGGAGGCAUUUUCCCUGUGUUGGAAUAUUGUAUUUCUGAACAUUGGAGGAAAUUUGUUUUAAACAACAUCUGAGUAUUACAUGCUUUAAUCUUUAUGCAAUGUGAUAAAUCAAAAGAAAACCAUUAAGUUGAUAUAGAACUAGUCAUCAAGUAAAUACCAAAACUUGGCAGCAUUAUUCUGGUAUUCUAAUUGGUGAUUGUUGUGAUUUAUGUUUUUAUAAAGCUAUGUAAUGCAUAAUUCAACCUGUGAAAGCAUAUUCACAAAUGUAUUUUACACCACAAAACCAUGAAUUUAUUCCCUUUUUUGUAGAAUUCAAACAAGUGAAUAAAAUAGAAUAAAUUAGUAAGCAAUAGGUUAGAAUGCGCUAAUUGAACGAGGCAAUGAGUACUAUGUCAGCAUAGACUUUUAUCUGACUUUUAUCAGUGUGUUGUAUUUCUCUACUAUUUAUGCAUCACACUUAUUUAAUUAGACAAAUUAGAAACUGGUACUUAUAUCUGAAUGGCUAGUUGCAAACUUUGUAACAAUUAAUCUUAAAUAUGUUCUAAUCUACGAUUUAUUUAAAGUCAAAAAUUUUAAUCAGUUAUAAGAAGUUAAAGCCAUCCACUUAAACCUUGCACAACAUGACUUGGAAAAUCACCUUAAACACAAGCUUAAAAUGAUAAAGCAACAGUUUUUGUUUUGAGUGAUCUAACUGCAAUUAACAAUAAUACAGGUUAGUAUUAAUAGACCAAUGUUUCUGGGCCUUCACCUAAUCAACUUAGAAGAAAGACUAGGAAAGUGGAAAAGGAGUUUCCUAUAUGGCAGUACCCCAAUCUUUUUAUUGUUUUAAACAGAAUUUUGGUUCCUUUGUUGGUCCACCAUCUUAAAAUAUGAUUGUUGGGAUCAUUGUGCUGUCAUUUAGAAGUGCCCAUUAGUUAGGCGAACAAAUAAUCCCUGUCUUGUGGCAUAAUUUCCUGUUUUGAUUAGCUUAGCGUUUCAACCUGAAUAGCAUUUCAUUUAUAAAUGAACCAAUUAUAUUACUGUCUUUUUAACCUGUAUUUUUGUUUCAAUUCCACCAAUUUCCAGAUAUUCAGGUAUAUUUUACUUGGUAUGAUUGUUUAGAAAAUUGCAACAAAGGGGUUUGAAGGAAAAAGUAUUCCUAUCCGUACUGGGUCAUAUUCAUGACUUUAAUUCUUCAAGUGUGAGCACUGUUUUCAAACUCUUUUUGUUUGAAUAUUUGGUAUUCUGAAAUCUCUGCAGAGAGCUAUUUGGUUAUGCAGCCAGCUUUUUUUAUUCAACAUUAACUGCAGCAUAUUUCGCAGUAAUCGAUGAACAGCAAAUUAACCUUUUUACUUCAAUGACAAUUUUCUAUUGAAACUGUUAGAUUUUUUUUACAAUGUUUUUACAGUGCAAUACAAAUAAAACAUUCAGUUUUGUGAAUCUUGGACACCCUCACUUGCUUUCAGGUUUAAUAUUUUUAACUUGUCUACCAAUCAGCAUUGGUAUGUAACAGUGAUAUAGUGAUUCCUUGGCAUUUAACUAGUAUUUACAGUGCAGGAACAGGCUGUUGAACCCAAAUGGUCUUUGCUGGUGUUUCUGCUGCAUGUGAACCUUUUUCUAACACAUCAAUAUAUUCCUAUAUUCAUUUUUCAUUCAUUUCUAGUUUCCCCCUUAGAUACAUUUAUGCUAUCAGACUCAAUCAUUAUGAUAUCAAGUUCCACUAUCUAACCUCUCCAAAGAUAAACUUUCCAGGUUUCUCUUGAAUUCCGUAUUGGAUUUAUCAGUGACUACGUUUAUUAGAUUAGAUUACUUAGUGUGGAAACAGGCCCUUCGGCCCAACAAGUCCACACCGCCCCGCCGAAGU
Chiloscyllium plagiosum (whitespotted bambooshark) is the source of this 9362-nucleotide messenger RNA. It is a transcript of the gene pole, whose product is annotated as polymerase (DNA directed), epsilon. Gene Ontology annotation, biological process: leading strand elongation; mitotic cell cycle; nucleotide-excision repair, DNA gap filling. The record is from RefSeq and is a predicted model, not a curated record. Gene Ontology annotation, molecular function: DNA-directed DNA polymerase activity; zinc ion binding; DNA binding. Gene Ontology annotation, cellular component: epsilon DNA polymerase complex; nucleus. NCBI's taxonomy places the organism in Eukaryota, Metazoa, Chordata, Chondrichthyes, Orectolobiformes, Hemiscylliidae.